Ruditapes philippinarum (Manila clam) is the source of this 4834-nucleotide messenger RNA. RefSeq names its product cytoplasmic FMR1-interacting protein-like. The record is from RefSeq and is a predicted model, not a curated record. Gene Ontology annotation, molecular function: small GTPase binding; RNA 7-methylguanosine cap binding. NCBI's taxonomy places the organism in Eukaryota, Metazoa, Mollusca, Bivalvia, Venerida, Veneridae. Gene Ontology annotation, cellular component: synapse; neuron projection; SCAR complex. The coding region runs from base 139 to 4080 and encodes 1313 amino acids. Gene Ontology annotation, biological process: regulation of translation; axon guidance; cell morphogenesis. The transcript has 28 exons.
UAUUUUCAAAUAAAUGCUGUGUUUGUUUUCAAAUAGAUGUGAGGAAGAAAAGGAUAUGUCCUUCUUUGUAAAAAUCCUUUAAAACCCACGGAGCGUGAAUAAAAAGCUUUUUAAAUUUCAGAUGGAAAAUGGGCUUUUAUGAUAAUAACAAGGAAGUUUGUGUAUGAAAUAUGUAAUCUAAAAAAAAGAGAACUUAUAGGACAGCCUGGAUGUAAGUUGAAGAUACCGGUAUGUCACCAGCAUCAACUAUAUUUCAGAAAAGAAUAUAUUGAAUCGCUUAUGAUGGAGACAGAGGAAAAGUACACUUUAGGCGAGGCAUUAAAAGGAAUAGAGGUACUUACAAGUAUACCACUCCCCGACCAACAACCAUGUAUAGAGGCCGUGGCCAUCCCUAUACACUAUCAGACGAACUUUGAUACCAACUUUGAAGAUCGAGCAGCUUUUCUUUCCGGGGUAGCAAAAUAUGUGGAGGAGGCUACAGUACAUGCUGAUCUUAACAAGUUGUUGGAUGAAGGAAAAGUUUAUGCAGUGACUAUGUAUACCUGGAGGUGUUGUUCACGUGCCUUCCCGCAGGUAAAGAGUGAUAAUCAGCAAAAUAGAACUGAAAUUUAUCAACAUAUAGUAGACGUACUUGCUCCACGGGUAUCUAAACUGAAAGACUUCAUGUAUUUUAAGAAAACAGCUAUUGAACGUUUUUGUGGUGAGGUAAAGAGAUUAUGUCACAAGGAGAAGAAAAACGACUUUGUAUCCGAGGCUUACCUCGUCACACUUGGCAAAUUCAUCAACAUGUUUGCCGAACUUGAUGAACUGAAAAAUAUGAAAUCAAGUAUAAGGAAUGAUUACGCAUUGUUCAGAAGGACCAGUCAGAUUCUCAACUCUUUGUGUGAUCAGGCGGCCAUCCAAGAAUCGAACAACUUGUCCAUGUUUCUAGCCACACAGAAUAUAAUCCGAGAUACACUGAAAACUACACUUCACACUAUACCAGGAUAUGAGGACCUUUUUGCUGACAUCAUCAAUAUAUGUGUACACAUGUACGAAAGCAAAAUGUACAUUGAUCCCCAUGAAAAGUUUAUGUUUGUGAAGGUAAUCGCAUUCGGUUUAUUCACAAUGGACAACGCUGACAACAGCAUAUACAAAAUGGACCAGAAGAAGAAAAUUAACAUUUCUAAGAUCGACAAAAUUCUAAAACAACUAGAGAUCGUGCCACUUUAUGGUGACAUGCAAGUGUGUCCUUACGAGUAUAUCAAAAGAAGUGAGACAUUUGACCCUUCUAAAUGGCCGAUAUGUGAGUCAAAUGUUGCCAGUCCCCAGUCUGAUAUCCUCCAUAACAUAGAGAAGAUACGUGCAGACCACAUGUCAUAUAUAUCAAAGCUUUCCAUACAUUCUAAUGAGGCGACUACAACAUGUCGUGAGUCAGUUAGAACGGAUGCUGAGAACAAGAGUUUAUAUGACCUGGCACUACAAGGACUUCAGUUGUUGUCCAGAUGGACGCUACAUGUUACAGAAAUGUUUUCCUGGAAGUUGUUGAAUCCCACUGAUCCCCAUAAGAACACUUCGUGUCCUGAGGAGGCUGAAGAAUACGAGAGAGCUACCCGUUAUAACUUCAGUGGAGCGGAGAAGACGGCGAUCAUUGAGGUGAUUGCAAUGAUAAAAGGGUUACAGUUGCUCAUGUUACGUAUAGAGUCAGUGUUCAUGGACGCUAUACGACGCCAUAUUUAUGCGGAGUUACAGGACUUUGUACAAUUGGAAUUACGGGAGCCCAUCAGAAAAUCUAUCAAAAAUGGACACAGUGUUCUAAAAGUUAUACUGUUGGCAGUACGGAGUACGUGUGUAGACUGGCUUGGAGGUCAUGAACCAACCGAUGACCCGGCGAUGAGCGGAAAGAAAUCUCACAACUCGUUUAAUAUCAAAGUUCCUAGACGCAAUGUCGGUCUAUCAACGACGCAGUUGUACAUGGUACGAACAAUGUUAGAAUCACUGAUUGGGGACAAGCAUGCCGGUGUUAACAAAUCAUUCAAAAGUCAUUUGGGACAAAAACAUUCAGCAGCCUUUCAUAGUUUUCAUAACAAGUCCUUUUACUGGAGCAAUAUGUUAAAUCUGAAUGAAUCUCUACACAAUUGCUGUGAUCUGGGACAACUUUGGUACAGAGAAUUCUUCCUUGAGAUGGCCAUGGGAUCGAGAGUGCAGUUUCCGAUAGAAAUGUCUAUGCCAUGGAUAUUGACUGACCAUGUACUAGAAACAAAGGAACCGCACAUGAUAGAGUACAUGCUGUACCCUCUUGACUUGUACAAUGAUAGUGCGACAUACGCUCUCACUGUGUUCCGACAACAAUAUCUCUAUGAUGAAAUAGAAGCUGAGGUGGACCUUUGCUUUGACCAGUUUGUGUAUAAACUAAGUGAUCAAAUAUUUGCCUACUACAAACGACUGGCAGCAUGUUUGAUGUUGGAUAAAACAUACCGUGAUGAAUGUGACAGUCUUGGUAUAGCAGUUAGCCGCCCCAGAGCACAUCGGUACGAGAGCUUACUGAAACAACGACAUGUCCAAGUUCUUGGUCGUUCUAUAGAUCUUAACAAAUUGAUUGCACAAACAAUAAACAGCGUUAUCCAAAACUCUCUAGAUAUAGCCAUUUCAAGGUUUGAAACUGCCGAUCUUACUGGAAUAAUGGAGUUAAAUGGUUUGAUAGAAUGUAACAGGCUCACUCAUAGACUGUUGAAGAAAUUCCUACCACUUGAUGAGUUUGAGGACAUGUUUCGUGAAGCCAACCACACCGUGACAGCACCAUAUGGUCGAAUAACUCUACACGUGUUCUGGGAACUUAACCAUGACUUCUUACCUAAUUACUGCUACAACUCAUCUACUGAAAGAUUUGUGAAGACUGAGAUGGUAGUCAUGCAAGUACCACAGCGAGACAAAUUUGGAAACCCUUCUCCCACAUAUCUUUGGGGUUCACAGAGAUUGACCCAUUCGUUUGGCUGCAUAUACAGUCUUUAUUCUGGCUUUAUCGGAUCACCACAUUUCCGGGUCAUUUGUCGGCUGCUUGGUUAUCAAGAUAUUGCUGUCGUUGUUGAGGAACUUUUGAAAAUUGUGGAAGAUAAGGUGAAAGGUCCUCUGUGCAGCUAUACUACAACUCUUGUUUCAGUCAUGCCUCAUAACUGUCGUCUGCCUCGAAGUGAAUAUGGAUCUUCUGGUGUUACUGAUUACUACCAUCAUCAAUUGUUUGAGAUCAUCCAAUAUUCCGACAAGAGACAAAUGUUCCAAAUUUUCAGAGAAGUUGGCAACGCUAUUCUAUUUUUCCUCGCACUGGAAAAUGCCCUUAACCAAGAGGAGGCGCUCGAUAUUCUACAUGCUGCACCGUUCCAACACAUCAUACCUAAACCAUAUGUAGAUGUCAAAAAAUGUAAGAAUCGAGACGAGGUGGAGGAGAAAAUGGUGUGUAAGAUGAAAGAAAUGGAACAGUCUUGCUUGUCACUGCAUGUACUUGACAUAAUUGAAAAGAAUGGAAACGAAACGCAAAAUGACAUAGUUCGCAUGGGUAAUAAAUUAACCCGAGAGAGACUUUGUAUGGGGUUGUCGAUGUUUGAUGUAAUCUUAAAACGAGUUCAGACGUUUUUUGAGCAUCCAGUAUGGCGAGGACCCACACCAGAUAACGGUGUCAUAAGCGUCGAGAAUAGUAUAGAAUUUCACAGACUGUGGAGUGCUAUACAAUACGUAUUUUGCGUGCCUGACAGGGAAACUGAACAUACCGUCGAGGCGCUGUUUGGAGACAGUUUAAGUUGGGCUGGUUGUGCAAUAAUAGUGUUGUUAGGACAACAGAAAAGAUUUCAAGCACUGGAUUUUUGUUACCACAUUCUGGAGCUGAACAGACUGGAUAAGCAAGAAGAAACCGUAGAAGGAAUUCAACUGAAUAGGAUGAUGAGCCGAGUUUGGAAAUUAAAGUUGUUAAAUAGUCAAAUCUUUGAUGUCUUGAACAAAUAUAUAAAAGGCUGGUCACUCACUGGCAAACACCGCAUUCACUGCUUCGAACCGCCGAAAUAUCAGGCUGGGGUGGAAGACGUAACUGCCAACAGUGCCGUAAACUAGACAGUUAUUAUAAACAAUAUAUAGACCAAAACAUGCGGACAAAUUAGAAACUCUAGGUUUGUGCAAGUCAGUAUUUUGCAUGUCAAGUCUUUUCCUUCAUAUUUUUGUACAGUGAAAUAUCAUUUUGUAAUACAAACAUUUACUUUAUCAUUUGUUGGCAAAAUGAAAGGUAUUUUAUGGAUGUCAGUUACGGCUGAUUUCAUAACUAGAUGUUUUUUUAUAUAAAAAGGCAUUUCACCUUUCUUUCUGUAGUGUGCAAAUUAUAUAUCAAAUAAUAGUACAAAGGACUUGUUACUAGUACUUCAUACAGUUGUUUAUAUAACUUGUUAUUUACUCUAUAAACAAGGAAUAAUAUAGCAGUUGAGAAAUUGUUGUAUCUGUUUUAAAUACCAUUAAACCUUAACCCUUGACCUGCUGAAACAGAAUAUGACAAACCUGUGCCACAAGUACCAGUCCGGCAAGCAUCCACAUCCGUACAUUCUGAUAAGGCUCGAUACUGCUUUGUAUUUUGUAAAUGAAAUCAUUUAAACUUUAAUUGGACUAUUCAAAAUUCAAGCAGGACAAUCCAUGGCACAAGUUCAGCAGGAUAAGGGUUCAAACGGUAUUGAAUGAGGAAAAAUGUGUGUGAAGUCUGUGACCUGUACAAUAUAUGUAUAUAUAUUUAUCUAUGCUAAAAACUAAUGAUUAUAUAUGUUCUGGAAUAAAUUGGAUUAAUUAACCUGGAUGAACGAAAAUUAAAAAUAAAUCUAUAUGA